Molecule: messenger RNA, 1922 nt
Organism: Pisolithus orientalis
Lineage: Eukaryota; Fungi; Basidiomycota; Agaricomycetes; Boletales; Pisolithaceae
Product: kinase-like domain-containing protein
Exons: 12
Coding region: 187-1728 (513 amino acids)
Biological process (GO): protein phosphorylation
Molecular function (GO): protein kinase activity; ATP binding
Source: RefSeq, a predicted model, not a curated record
AAAUAAGGAACUCUGCCAAACUGCCCUCCACCACUAGUUAGCACGCCUCUCAUAGCUGUCCAGUGUCUCCCUACUGUCGCUCUCAUUUUCCGUGUUAUCAACGCAUCGCGAGCACAGACUCGUGUCCACGGCACGUUAUAGUCGCUAGUAUCUAGCGUCUGGCACCAGAAUACAUCGAUUGUGAUCAUGGAUGCCCGCCAUCAAGACCCAGAGGAUUUCUACGUCAAACAAGAUAGGAUCGGAAAGGGAUCCUUUGGCGAGGUUUACAAAGGGUACGACAAGCGAACGCAGAAAACGGUCGCCAUCAAAAUCAUAGACCUCGAGAGCGCCGAAGACGAGAUCGAAGAUAUUCAACAGGAAAUACAGAUCCUUUCACAGCUAGACUCUCCCCAUGUGACCAAAUACCAUGGCUCUUACCUCAAGGGAUCGCAUCUAUGGAUCGUCAUGGAGUAUUGUUCAGGUGGCUCAUGCUCUGAUCUGAUGAAACCAGGGGUUUUCCGAGAAGAGUAUAUCGCCAUAAUUCUACGAGAGCUCCUUCGUGGUCUAGACUACCUCCACACUGAAGGAAAGCUUCAUCGUGACAUUAAGGCGGCCAACAUUUUAUUAUCCGCGUCAGGAGAGGUCAAGCUGGCCGACUUUGGGGUUUCGGGACAGUUGUCCGGAACUCUUUCCGCGAAGAAGAAUACGUUUGUUGGCACGCCAUAUUGGAUGUCCCCGGAGGUAAUCAAACAGAGUGGGUACGAUCACAAGGCAGACAUUUGGAGUCUUGGAAUCACAGCCAUCGAACUGGCUAAAGGCGAACCGCCAUAUGCAGAGCUGCACCCAAUGAAGGUGUUAUUCCUCAUCCCGAAGAACCCUCCUCCCCAACUGGACAGCCAUUUCUCUAAGCCAUUCCGGGACUUCGUCUCAUAUUGUCUGCAACGGGACCCUCGCGACAGACCAUCAGCACGAGAGCUUCUUAAACACAAAUUCGUACGGAUGGCAAAGAAAACGAUUUACCUCACCGAGCUAAUUGAACGCCACGAACGCUGGAAAGCUGAAGGUGGCGAAAGAUUAGAAGAAGAGCAGGAAGCUGCGAAAGCAGAGUCUGAUCACAGCGAUCCUGAGGAUCUAUGGGACUUCGGCACCGUUCGACAUGUUGGCAAGCCUUCGACCAUUGGUCGAACUAACAAUUCCAUCAAGGUCUCAGGACCUCCACUGACAUGGGAGAUGAACGGGUCGACGCGGUCGGAACUGUCUCACUCAUCUACCACCCGUAAACGAACUUCCAAUUCGUCGAUAAGGAAGACGGAACUACCACCACUUCCAACGUCUCCUCAGUCUGCGCGACGAUCAUCUCACGACCAGUCGACAGUUAGGCACAUGCCGAGCGGUGGUCAGAACAGCGUGCAUACCGACCGUCAGGCUGCGGAUGAGGGGCGACAUUCUGACGAGGGUGAUUAUGAUGGUGCAUAUACGGAGACAUACCCACGCGGAGCGACUUUGGUCCAGGAGAAAGCCGCACCCGGUGCGGAUGACGAGGAUCUGCCUGACACGACAAUGCUUGACUCUGUUAUACUUCCUGCAAUUGCAUCGUUAUUUCCCCGCGUGUCUACACAGGAGGCUCGCGUUGCGCUUAGCACUCUGCAGCGCGCGUUUACGGAGGCCGAGCGUAUCAUACCUGGUGUGACGCUGGAGAUUGUGAACGAGAUCGUAGAUUCGGUGGAGCGAGUGGAGGACGAUGGCUAAUAGGUGACAUUUACAUCGCAUCACUUCUUUUCUCCUCGCUUUCUUGUCGUUGGCCGUGCUCCAAACCUCGUUUACCCAGCAAUACUUUCCUGCAGUAUACCUUUGGACACUCUUAACGCAUCUCACUUUAGCCGCUAUCGUAAACACACAUCCCAGUCACCCUGUACCACACCGCCAAUACCCUUUGUCUUUAG